UGGGCUGGCUGGAAGGCUGGCCUGAGUUGAUCUCAAGUUACAGCCUUUCCUCCUCCCUCAGGAAGUAAAGUCCACUGGCAGGACUGCCUAAACCACUCUACCCUGCUAGACUACAAUGCCUGCUUGUUUUCACCAAGCAGCGGUAUGAAAUGCCUUAGAAAAAACCUAACAUUUUAUAAAAGUAACUAUUUUUUCCUUCAAAAUUCCCUUAUCUAUAGAGGAGAGGAUUCAUUUGCUGAACACAUCCUUAAAGUGAUUUUCUGACAUAACCCAAAGGAAGCAUCAUGAAGAGAGAAGAAAAGACCUUUCCUUAUGCUAAAGCCCUGGAUGGAGGAUGGGGAUGGAUGAUCGUGUUACAUUUUUUCCUGGUAAAUGUGUUUGUGAUGGGGAUGACCAAAACAUUUGCAAUUUUCUUUGUGGUCUUUCAAGAAGAGUUUGAAGGUACUUCAGAGCAAAUUGGUUGGAUUGGAUCCAUCAUGUCAUCACUCCGUUUUUCUGCAGGUCCCCUGGCUGCUAUUAUUUGUGACAUAAUUGGAGAAAAAACUACCUCCAUUCUCGGGACUCUCCUUGUUUCCGGUGGCUAUCUUGUCAGCAGUUGGGCCACAGGGAUUCCCUUUCUUUGUGUGACUAUGGGACUGUUACCUGGAUUAGGGUCUGCUUUUUUGUACCAAGUAGCUGCUGUGGUAAUUACCAAAUAUUUCAAAAAACGAUUGGGUCUUUCUACAGCAAUUGCCCGUUCUGGAAUGGGACUGACAUUUCUGUUGGCACCCUUUACACAAUUCCUGAUAGAUCUUUAUGACUGGACAGGUGCUCUUAUAUUAUUUGGAGCUAUUGCAUUGAAUUUGGUGCCUUCCAGCAUGCUCUUAAGACCCAUCCACAUCCAAACAGAGAACAAGUCUGAUAUUAAAAACAAAGGUAGCAGUUUGUCUACAAAUGGACCAGAGGUAUCAGACAGGACAGAACCAUCAUACUGCAAUGAGACACAAGAGUCUUCUAUCCAAGGCACUUCUAUGAAGAAAUCUGGACAACAUAUUAAAAAUUUAACUGUCUUAGAAAAUCAAAGUGAAGAGUUCAGCAAUGGGCCUCACAGGAACAGACUGAUACUUAUGAGCAAUGACAAAAGUUACCAGAAAAAAUCAGUUCCAUGGAACUGUAAACAAAAUCUUUUAGAUAUUUCUCUCUUUAAGAAUCCUUUCUUCUAUAUAUUUACCUGGUCUUUUCUCCUCAGCCAAUUAGCAUAUUUCAUUCCUACUUUUCAUCUAGUAGCCAGAGCCAAAACACUUGGAAUUGACAUAAUGGAUGCCUCCUACCUUGUGUCUGUAGCUGGUAUCACUGAGACAGCCAGUCAGCUCAUUUCUGGAUGGAUUGCUGAUCAAAACUGGAUCAAGAAGUAUCAAUACCACAAGUUUUACCUCAUCCUGUGUGGUGUAACUAAUCUGCUUGCUCCUUUAGCCACCACAUUCCCACUCCUUAUGGCCUAUACCAUCUUUUUUGCCAUCUUUGCUGGUGGCUACUUGGCACUAAUACUCCCAGUACUGGUCGAUCUAUCUAAGAAUUCCAGAGUACACAAGUUUUUGGGAUAUGCCAGUUUCUUUGCUGGAAUAGCUGUCCUUUCUGGACCACCAAUAGCAGGAUGGAUCUACGAUUAUACACAGACAUACACAGGUUCUUUUUACUUCUCUGGCACCUGCUAUCUCCUCUCUUCACUCUCCCUUUUCUUUGUACCACUGGCUGAAAGAUGGAAAAGCAAACAGUCUGACCUUCAAAGGACUACAAUCAAGUAAGAGCUUAACAAAAGAAAAUCUAAACAA
Messenger RNA from Phodopus roborovskii (desert hamster), 1811 nucleotides. It is a transcript of the gene Slc16a4, whose product is annotated as solute carrier family 16 member 4. The transcript is spliced from 9 exons. The record is from RefSeq and is a predicted model, not a curated record. The coding region runs from base 285 to 1784 and encodes 499 amino acids. Lineage: Eukaryota; Metazoa; Chordata; Mammalia; Rodentia; Cricetidae. Gene Ontology annotation, biological process: transmembrane transport; monocarboxylic acid transport. Gene Ontology annotation, molecular function: monocarboxylic acid transmembrane transporter activity.